This is a messenger RNA of Eurytemora carolleeae, 8169 nucleotides long. RefSeq names its product rootletin. Lineage: Eukaryota; Metazoa; Arthropoda; Copepoda; Calanoida; Temoridae. The coding region runs from base 100 to 7992 and encodes 2630 amino acids. The transcript is spliced from 38 exons. The record is from RefSeq and is a predicted model, not a curated record.
AGAUGUAAAAUGGAAGGAGCAGAAGAGCUUGUCGUCUUUGUAUUUUCAGUUGUCGUCUUUACUUUUGGUCUGACCAGGCUGACAGAUUGACUAGUAGCUAUGGAUAACACCGGAGAAGAGACAAUGGAAUCAAAAAAGAAUGAAAAACGGAAACCACUGAUAAAUAAUACCGAUCAAAUGGAUCAAACACUGCCAGAUAAUGACGCACAAAUAAACAAUGACGCACACAAAGAUAUUGACGCAAAAAUACCCAAUGACGCACCAAUUGAUGAGGAAGAAAUGCGUACCCGACAGAGGAAACUAGAAAGACAGGAAUCAGUGGAGCAGUCCAGGAGUAGUCUUAGUAACAUCUCAGCAGAUAGUCUAAAUAUAGAGAGUUUUACCCAGGAUGUGAAUCCGUGUGCUGGAUAUUCUAGCUCUCUUUAUACAGGAUUGAUGAAUACUCAACAACAAUCUCAAAGCUGUGAAAACCUUCUGAGUGAAAAUUUCAGUGAGAACGGAAGUGAUACUGAAACUGAGCUUCUGGAUACAGUUAAACCUUGCGAAAAUAGUAAUAGCAGGGACGAAGGAUCUGGGAGUAGGGACGAACUCGGCAGCCGGGACGAACUCGAAAAAAUUGGAGAAGACGACCGCGAGGACGAGGUUUUGUCUGAAAAAACGGAGGAUGGAGCGUAUGCGCGGAAUUACGAGCUGGAUGAUUUGGAGGAGAGCUUCUUGUUCGAGGAGGGGUUGAACUUGGAGGAGUUCAACCAGUUGGAGCAGUUCAAUCAGCUAGAGUUGAUGAGAAGAGAGAGGUUGGAUACAGUUGAGGAGAUAACGGAACCUGCCAGCACGAGUAACUCUCUAGCCUUUGAUCCAUACCGCUGGUCCAGUCAGCAUACUUCUUUAACUUCAAACGAUUUCCUGAACAGUCUGACCCUUCUAGACGAGGAUCCUCAGCCUCACUUGCAGUCUUUGUGUUCCAAUACGUCUAAAGAAGAACCUUACAGUGUCAGUGAAAUAGAGAUCAGGAAUGAUUAUCAGAUAAGAAUAAGUGAGACGACUCAAAGUUCAGAUAAAGAAUCAGUUUCUAGUGUUCAAGGGAGUACCUGGAGAAAUAGGGAUAGUGUAUUAGAGCCUGCAGACCUGAGUUCAAGAAAAGCUAAGAUUGUUUCCUCCGAGACAAAAUCUACUCUGCUUGGAUUGAACAACAGUAAUCAAGACCAGAACCCUGGAAGAUGUUCUAGUACUCCAUCUUCGAGUCUGAGUCCCAAUCCGUCCAAUUCCGGGCUGUUCAUCGUAAACACUAGAGAGAAACUUGAACAAACACUCGAAGUUACGCAAAAUUUCACAUCAAAUUUGACUAAAACUGACUCAUCUGCGGUUGGUUCAACGGAACGAAUAAAGCUCCGCGAAUCUGCUGAAUCUGAAUCAAAACAAGAGGACAAGAAUACAUAUCAGAGUAGAGGAUACACACGCCAAGAAGUACCAAGAUAUGAGUAUAAAAGCAGUAGCUACGCGGGUCAGGAGGAACAUGAGAGCUACAGAAGUAAUGUUAGUCUAAGUAGUGAGAGUAGCAGUAAUCUUAACAGCGCUGCUUCAGAGAUAUGUCCAAGAUUUGAGAGGGAAAGCAGGUUAGCUAGACAGCUAGCUGAGGUUAAACAAGGAAUAUAUAGACUACUUAGUGUAGACAGUGAUGAGCAUAGUUUAGAUAAGGAGUGUAGUAGUAUAGAUGAAGAACAAAUAGAUUUCACUGAACCUGAUUCUGCUGCUAGAGAAGAAACUGAGGAAGAGGAUUCUAGCCGUAGUGUUGAUCUUGAUCUAAGGGAUAAGAAGGAGAAGCAUGAGUGGGAGGGGAAUGAGAAAGGAUUGCUGGAGUGUGAAGGAGGAGGUGGAGGGGUAGAGAAGGAGGAACAGGGAACAGAUAGUGGUAUAGAGAGGAUGAGUAGUGCUGGAACAGGAACCCCUGGAUGGAUGGGCAGGUUGGGGAAAAAGGUCCGUCGUGUCAGGAUCGGGUCCGGAGGUCAUUCAACAACAAGCUCAUCUCCAGAUGACCGCCAUGACAGGCCUCGAAGUGCGAGUACAGAAAGUCCCCGCGAGGGUGGGUUCGGACCAGAUCGUAACAUUGUUCUUGAAUCUAGAGUCAGAGAACUCUGGGUUCGACUUGCUCAGAUGGAGACGGAGAAAAUAAAGGCUGUGGAGUUUGCUGUUGAACAGGAGCGAAGGAGAACUGAACAGCUUCUCGAUCAGGAGCGUCGUGGAGUUGAACAGGAGUUGAGGCGGAUCGAGGAGGAGAGAAUGAGGAUGGAUGAGGAGAGGAUGAGGAUGAACGAGGAGAGGAGAGGAAUGGAGAGGAUGGCGGAGGAGCUAGAGAUGAAGGAGAAGGGUUUGGUGGAGGCACAGGAGAGACAAGUUCAUCUCACCAACAGUUUGCAGGCUAAGCUUGUGAAGUACCGCGGUGAGGCUGAGGAUGCCCGGAGGCUGGUAGCUGAGCUAGGAGGUCGAUCUAGAGAGGAUGUGGAAUCUAUCGCCAGCCUCAAGGCAGAACUAGAGGACUCAAAUAAUAGGAACCAGACACAACAGAUCCUGCAUAAAUCUGAGAUAGAAGAGUGGAAGGUACGGGUUGAGGAGGAACAGGAGAAAUAUAAAACUAUCUCAGGACUUAACUCUCUACUAAGGAGGGAGAGGGAUGAUAUUAGACAGGAAGUUGAAAUCCAAAGAGGGGUUAUCAGUAGUUUGGAGGUCGAACUUAAACGGUCUCGUGAUGAGACAGAACGGGUUCGGAGGUCGAGGUCAAAAUUUGAACCUAAAGGUGAUCUGGACGCUGCUCUGAAAGCUCUGAUAGCGCUGAGGAGAGAAUAUUCUGACCUCAAGGUGACUUCUGUGCGGGAGCUUGGUAAGAUGAGGGUCGAGGUCGCGAAUAUGGCGAGGAUGACCUCAAUAGCCUGCAUGGAGAUCAGUUCUAGAUCAAACUUUAUCAAGGACAGUCGUGGACGGGAGAUUGAUAUUGGAUCCGUUUCCCAGUUAUAUGAGAAGUAUGAGAGAAUGAAAAAAGAGAAAGAUGAUUUGGAGGAAAAACUUGAAACUGCGGAGAAAUCUGUUCAUCUAGCAACCAAGAAGAUUACACUUCUAGAACGACAAAAUCCAACCCAAGGAAGCGUCUCAGAGGCUCGGAAAGAGCUCAUUUUAGAAGAUCCAAUCCGUGGUGUAAGAUUAGGAAAACUCGAGGGAGAAAAUGUGCUCCUCAGGUCCAGCCUUCAGGAUGUAGCAUCAAUGGUGGAUUUGGGAGCAGAGAGAUCAGUUCUAAUAGGACCAGGAUCUAAACCUCGGCCAGUUACUCCACAAAGAUCAAGAAGAACACGAUCUGCUAGUCCUGCCAUGAUAGAAUCAACAGUUGCUGCGGUUCAAUCCGUUCUAAACCAGCGACAGGUUGAGAAACAUGAUCUUCAAGGACGGUUGGAUUCUCUCCGGGAUAAGUUUGAGCAGGUGAAGAAGAGUGAGGGAAGGUGGGAGACACGAACCAAGCUUCUGGACUCUGAACUAACUACCACCAAGGAGGAACUAAAGAUUCUUCGUAAAGAGUUUAACGAGACUAAAGAAGACCUAGAAGAGACAGCUAGAAAGCUGGCACAGACAAGAAAGGAGAAAGAAGAACUUUUUCAAAAGUGGAAAACUUUAAAAGAUGAAACAGAUUCUACUUCAAGUGCAUUUAAAGAAAUCCAAAGACAGAACGUAAAACUGGAAAAGAAGACUGAGAACUUGAGUUCUGAAAACUCGAGGUUAGAGGAGAGGGUGUCAGAUUUAGUAAAUGAUGCGAAGGAGAGUGGUAUCUUGAUCUCCCAGCUGGAGAGGGUUGGAAGCAGUUUGAGAGAGGAGGCAGGGGAGCUCAGGGAGCGUUUAGCAGCUGUAGAACGGGACCAGGAGAGGUUGGAGAGAGAACGGACAGAGAAGGAGACGAUCAUUACAGAGGAGAAACUAAACUCAACCACCAUCAGCUCCCAAAUCACUAAGAUGGAACGGCAGGAGAAGAUACUUGUUGAGAAAGUUCUCCUGCACGAAGAGACGGAGACUAAGCUUAAGGCGGAGAUCUCUCUGUCUCAGGGGACGAUCUCCGGGCUUCGGGAGGAGAUAUUAGAGUAUGAGACAAGACUGCUGAGACUAGAGCAGGAGUUGGAGGAGAUGAAACAGAUGAACGUGGAGCAUGGGACGGCUCAAGAGAUCCUGGAGAGGGAGUUGAGGACAGUGAAGGGGGAAAAGACAAGGCUAGAGAACCAGUUAACCAGCCUCAACCUCAGGAAGGAUGCAAUGGAGGACAGGAAUACAAACCUGCAAGAAGAGAUCAGACAACUCAAGAUGCAACGAGAAGAGAUUAGUUUCACCAACGCCUCUCUGAAUGAGUUGAAGGAAGGAUUGGAGGAGAGACUGGAGCAGAAGCUCCGUGAGCUGGAGGAGAUAAAGGAGAAGUUCUCCAAGCUGGAGGUUGAACUGGAGCAGGAGCAGGUUGGAGCUGACGAGCUCCGGCAGGAACUGGAGGAGGAGGAGAUAAGACGGAAAGACCUGACUGAGGAGAAUGAAGAGAAGAGUUCUGAGAUUGAGAAAUUAAACCAGCAGAUCAUCAACAUCAACAACAAGCUCCUGGACUCAGGACACCAGCUUAACAGGAUCAGGGAGGAGAUGGAAUCAGAGUUGGAAGAAGAGAAAAAGAAACUUAGAAAACGAAUCCGGAGAUUGGAAGAGGAGAAGGAUGCGAUUAAAGAUGAAUUGGAGGAAGAGAAUGAUAUAAAGCUGAAAGAACUGGAGAACAAAAAGCAGAAAGAAAUUAAAGAGCUUGAGAUGAGAAUGAAGCAGGAUCAGAUCAAGUUCGAGGAUGAACUAGAUUUUUGUAAUCAGAUGAUUGAAAACCUACGAGCAAAGAACCAGGAGUCCCUGUUGAUGGCCGAGAACUCCCACACCACCUCCCAGCGUAUGACCGAGACCGAGGAGAUGAUUGCCUCGGAGCGGAUCCAGGAGCUCGUGGGUCAGGUGGAGGAGCUCAACAACAAGCUCAACCAUGACAAGAAGGAGUUCAUCCUUGAGCUAGAGAAGGAGAAAUCGAGGAGCAGUGAAAUCAACCUGGAGAUGAAGAAGAUGAAGACUAGACAAGAAGAACAGAUUACAGUCACUAAACAAGAGAAAGAAGCGCUGAAAGAUGAAAUGAAAAAAGUGAAAAUGGAUAAGGAGAAAGCAGAUAUUCAGUUCUAUCAGCUCAAAGAUAGAAUUGUCGAUUACGAACGACAGAUUGAAACCCUUCGAUCAGAACUGAAACAAGCCGAAGAUAGAAUUAAAACCUUCGACAGGGAGGAUGAGAAGAGAAGAAAGGAUGUGCAAGAUCUAGAAUCUAAACUCUUGGAGAGAAAUAAACAAAUUCAGGAGAAAAUCCUGGAAAAGCAGCGGGAAACGGAAACCCUAGAACGAAAGCUGGUGACCGUGGAGAGGAAUGAAACCCUGCUCCGGGAAGAAUUAACAGAAAUCAAAGAAACCCUUAGCAUUCAUCAACUGGACUACAGUUCUAUUUCUGAGGAGACUGAACGAUUAAGAACUCAACUGAGAGAACAAAGCACAGAGUUGGAACUCUUGCGCGCAAACCUGGCCACAGAGAGCGCGCGAAACAAGGACGUCGGGAGGAUGGAGGAGUUGAGAAGGAAGAUGGAAGAUCUCAGCUUUGAGAAGAAGAAGUUAGAUCAUGAAUACAAGGAUACAAGAAGACGGAUGGAAGACGACAGAGAAAGGUAUGAGAGUCAGAUACUUGCUCUACAAGAGAGUUUAUCAGAAAGUAGAGAGAGGGAGAAGGGAUUAGAGACUGUUAGACAUCAGCUAGAGAAACAGCUGACAGCUACAGGACAAGAGUACGGCAAUCUUGUUGUACGGCUGCGAGGUGCUGAAGGGCGACUACGGGAGAUGAACGAGAAUGUUGUAAAGCUGGAGGCGAGUAAAGGCGAAUAUGAGACAAGACUCGCCAUUGUUAACUCCGCCUUACAAAACUCCGCCCUACACAACUCCGCUGCGCAGUACAGAAGCAGAGGAAACACACCCACUCGUGUUAGCCGGCCUAGAUACAGGUCCGGAGAUAGUUCUCGACGGGAUGGAGAUGAGGUUGAUUUUCUCCGAACUAACACGAGAGAUUCCUCCAACAGAACUGAUAGAGCUGAGCGAGACAGACUGGAGAGUACUGCUAAAAUUGACAUGCUGAAGCGCUCCAAUGAAGACUACGCCAAAAUCCUCGCCAAGUUGCAGGAAGAAAAGUUCUCCCUAGAGCAAAGGUUGGCCUCCAGUCAACUUCAAUUAAGCAAACUCGAGAAGAAAGUUUUGACCUCCGAUGAAAUUCUAGCUGAGCGCGAGGAAACCAUCGAAUCCCUGAAAUCCUCGACAAAAAGUUUUGAGCGGAAAAUCCGCGAACUGAAUUCUGACCUUGAGAGUGCCAAAGAUGAUCUGAAAAGAGCUGAGGACAAGGUUAAAGAUGCGGAGGAGAGAACAAGGAAGUAUAAGAACGAGGUUGGAAAAUUAUCAGAGAACGUGAACGAAACCGAGGAUAACCUCGGUAGAUUAGAAAUCCUGAAACGACAUCUGGAGACAGAGAACAGCAAAUUGAAAGAAACCUUGACAGAAAGAGAAUCAGCGACAAAGGUAUAUGAGGGUAAGAUUGAGAGGCUGCGUGAUGAGGUUGCCGGGCUGGAAACACACAGCAACAGGUUGACUGCUCAGCUUAACAGAACUCAGGCGGAACUAGACAGAAGCUCUAGAGCAGAGCGUGAUAUGGCAACCCAGAUUGAACGAUUGGAAAAUGAACUCUCCGCUGGAAAUCAGGAAAUGGGCGGAGCUGUGCAGGAGGCGGAGCAGCUAAGGCGGAGAAAUACAGAUCUAGAUCAGGAAAGGCGGAUGCUAGAGGAUCGUCUGGAAAACAGUAAAUCUCUGGCAGAGUCCCUACGCAAGAAGGGGCGGGAGGCGGAAGAGAGGAUUGGUGAUGUGUUGCGGCGGUUAGAUGAGGCAGAGAAAGGGAGAAAAGAGGCGGAAGAUAGAUUAGUAGCGGCAGGAUCAAACUCUGGGGCAGAUAAUUAUCUCAAGGAGGAGCUAAAUAAGGCUCGGAAGGAGAACCUGGUCCUGGUCGAGAAGACGAGGGAGCUCGAGAAACGAGUUAAAAUCAUGAAAACUGAAACCAAAGAAUCCAGAAUGUACAACACUGAAUCUGAGAAGAUUGUCAGAACACAGAUUCCUAUGAUGAGUGCCAAGCAGAAUGGAGGGAAGGAAUGCAGUGAACACCUAGUUCGUAUCCGUAUACUAGAACAGGAGGCGGAGAGAUAUAUCCGCCGAAUAUCCGCCCUGGAAACUCAGAUUCAAGACGCGGAGCGGCGGACACAGGAUAGACUUGAACAGUUGAUAAAUGAGAAGAGAGUAGAGAGAGAACGAGAUCAUUCCCGGCAUACUCAGGAGAUCAAACAGUUAGAACAUAGUCUUAAUACAAGGGAGAGAAUGUAUAAGGAAAGGAUAUCAGGGUUGGAAGAUCAGGUGCAUACACUUCGGGAUCAGAUUCAUGAGGAGGCAAGAUCAAGAAGAUCAUUCAUUGCUUCAUCACAGGCAAUCUCUGCCGAUGUAUCCGACCUCAGACGUCAAUUAGAUCAAAGUUUAGAAAAUGUGAAUUCUACUUCUAGGCUUGAUACUAAUCUACUAGAACGGGAAACCAGCAGGUUACAGGAUAGUUUCAACAGAUUCUCCGGUCAAACUCCGACUAGGUUCGAACCCUCCAGGCUCCGGAGCUCGGUCAUCAAGUCCAGGUUUGGAUCCUUGGAUAACCUUGACCAGCUGGUCACCUCGACACCGAUCGUGGCCUCCAACUAUGCCCCGAGGUCACAGCCUCAAGUUAAAUCCUCCCUGGAUCCAGGAUUCUUCACGGGAGCAACCUCAUCACAAUCCAGACGGAGUUCCGGUCUUCGACGAAAUCUGAACUCAGAGUUUGAAUUCGCAAAUUCAACAAAUUAGAUGAUACGAAAAUAAAUGUCACAAAUACCUGAAAUUCUGACGAAAUGACCAGUGCCAUGUUAUUGCUCGAAAAUUUGACCCAAAGCUUCAAUUGAUCUCGAACGAAUACUCAGUUACGGGUUGAUACUUCUGUUAAAUAAAAUGUGUUUUUUUUCUAAAUUAAAUUGUGAUUUCAAU